Molecule: messenger RNA, 5673 nt
Organism: Recurvomyces mirabilis
Lineage: Eukaryota; Fungi; Ascomycota; Dothideomycetes; Mycosphaerellales; Teratosphaeriaceae
Gene: SNT2
Product: putative PHD type zinc finger protein with BAH domain-containing protein
Exons: 2
Coding region: 1-5673 (1890 amino acids)
Biological process (GO): histone catabolic process
Cellular component (GO): Lid2 complex
Molecular function (GO): chromatin binding; ubiquitin-protein transferase activity
Source: RefSeq, a predicted model, not a curated record
AUGGCGACCGUCGGCCUUCUGGAUGGCCAAAGUCGUGACCGAGAUGACAGUCCACUCGUGACCGGCGAUGGCGCGACUUCUGUUUCUACGACUACGAUGUCGUUACCGGAGCCUGGCAAAGCAGAAGCACGAGCGACAGCCGACAUUGUGACUGGGCCUGCCUAUCAGCCCGCGCCUGAGACUGCAGCAGCCUCAUCUCACAACAGCGGCGCUCCCGUCGCUGCACAAGCCGAAUCGCAAACUUCACAAACCGUAUCUGACGUGCAAACCUCAUCAAUACACAUGGAUGCGGCUGAUCUUGCUAUGGCUGAUAGCGCAACAUACGGUACUCGGUCACGCAACCGCACCGGAAAUGCUCGUGUCAAUUAUGCGGAAGACCAGGACAUGGAUUUUGACUACGCAACGGCGAUGACGACCAAUAAGAAGAAACAGCCAGCAGAACAGCCCGAGCUUCCAGAGGUCGAACGCACUAUGCUGCUGUCGAGACUGAACGUCGUAAGCUCGAAGGAAUCCACUCCCGCAACCAGUACAGCUGCGGCGACAACUUCGAAAAAGCGGAAGGCGGCCAGCGCAGUCCCCCAGCAUUCUCACGCACCAACGCCACCAGUCACGCUUCCGCCUGUACCCGCGGCCAUGUCUCGCAAGCCCAUUACCAAUGGUACCACGACGACGUAUCGAGAGACUAAUAUCAUGACUUUCCACAAGCACAAGAACUGUUUGAGCAAGAAAGGCGAGCUCAUUGCUGACGAUGGCAUGAAGCUUGCAAUCAACGAUCACGUGUAUCUUGUAUGCGAGCCUCCCGGCGAUCCGUACUAUCUAUGUCGUGUCAUGGAAUUCUUGCACGUCAGCAACGAUGAUCCGAAUUCGCCUGUUGAGGCGCUGCGUGUGAACUGGUAUUACCGUCCUCGCGACGUGCAACGCUUCAAUAGCGACACACGACUCGUCUACGGCACUAUGCAUUCGGACAUCUGCCCGCUGGCAUCGUUGCGUGGCAAAUGCACAAUCAAGCAUCGAUCCGAGAUCGAGGAUCUCGACGUCUAUCGUAAAGAGCGCGACUCGUUCUACUUCGUGCAAGUGUUCGAUCGGUUCAUCCGACGCUGGUACGAAUGUAUACCAGUCUCUCAGAUCAUCAACGUUCCGGACAAAGUCAAGAAAGCAUUGGACGAACGCUGGAAAUUUGUCGUCGUCGAGAUUGGCCGUGUCAAGGAGCUCACCAGCGCUGUCAAGACAUGCAAGCGAUGUGCUAGAUACUGCGCUUCGCAUGACUCUGUUGACUGUGCUAUCUGCAAGAACUCGUAUCACAUGAAUUGCGUACAGCCACCAUUACCGAAGAAGCCGUCACGUGGCUUCGCGUGGGCAUGUGGGCCUUGUGGCAGAGCAUCAGAGCGGAAGCUGGAGACGCGCAACACUCCCACCCUUAGCGGCGACGUAACGGAGGCGGAAGAAGAAGUCGUCGAGGAGGAAGAGCAGCCUGGAGAAUCGAACGAGAGCACUAGAGCGCCGAGCCCAACCAACGAUGAUAUGGCUAUAGAUCCGCACCCGGUCACUGCUGCGGAAGUCGCAUUGGCCAAGAUGUGGCCGAUGCGAUAUCUGGGUAUCCACUGUAGAGUGGAGGAUGCUUUGCAGUACGACGACCGUGCUAUCUACCCUCGAGCCAGCUCUCGACUAGGGCCGCGACAUCAGGCCAACACCAACGUAUGGCACGGCCGACCUGUCGAGCUCGUCAAAGCAGCCGAGAUCAAGAAGCGCUAUAAUAAAAACCAAAGUGGUAAGAAAGAAGGCAAGAUGACAAAGGAAACAAUUGCAGCUCUGGAAGCAGAUCGCGAGGAGAAAGCACGCCGUCCAAAGUGGGUGCAAGAUGAGCCUGCUGGUUAUGUCGAACGAGGAGAAGACUACCCCGAGGAUGAUCCACGAUGUACCUCCAAGCUCAUCUUCAAGAUGCCGGAGCAAAGAUCAGCUGCUGAAGAAGUCGCUAUGGUGGACGACUAUGUUAAGAAGGCCAGAUUCCACUCUCGUGCUAUUGGUGUUCCGCCUUUCGGUGUCAACUUUCUGGACAAGGCUAUGGAGCUUUUCACAAAGUACAAGUACGACGCAAACGCUUCCCUGAAGAGACUGCAAACGAUGGACCGCAAGAAAGAUAUCCAUGAGCCAAUCCUUACCAAGCAGGAACUUGCCAAGUUUGAGGAGGGCGUUGCGAAGUUUGGCUCGGAGCAUAGGCUUAUCCGCCUGCACAUGAAGACGCAGCUACCAAACUCCGACAUCGUACGCUUCUAUUACCUGUGGAAGAAAACGCCGAAAGGAAGAGAAGUCUGGGGCAACUACGGUGGCCGGAAGGGCAGCAAGCGAAAGGUUGAGAGCGAUGCAGGGGCCAAAUUGCAAGCUGAAGUUUCGAACGAUGCCGAUGACUCUGCGUUUGACAACGAUAAGGCAAUGCGGCGAAGCCGUGGUUUCAUCUGUAAGUUCUGCAACAUAACACAUGCCCGCCAGUGGCGAAAGGCUCCUGGUGUGUCGGCCGGUCAGACAGUUCUUGCAGAUGCCAAGCAUGGAGCCAAGGACAAGAAGGACCGCCUGAUGCUCGCGCUUUGUCUAAGAUGUGCUGGUUUAUGGCGCAAAUAUUCUAUUCAGUGGGAGGAUGUCGACGAAAUCCAGAAGAAGGUCGCACAAGGUGGAGGUCGUGCUGUGAAGCGGCGUAUUGAUGAAGAGCUGCUUCGUGAGUUGAUUGCUGCCAACGAAGCAGCCAGCAUGGCUGCGCAGGAGCCCACUCCUCCGUUGCAGUCAAUUGAGACUCUCGGCGAGCCACCCAAGAAGAAGACGAAAAUGGAUGCUACUGUGCUCCCUGUUGAGCCACCGAAGAAGAAAGAGAAGCCUCCGCCACCACCAAAAGAGCCUACACCUCCGCCACCACCGAUCAUUCCUACGCAGCCAACUUGGAAAGUGCUUCCCUGUGCGGUCUGCAAGGGUGUGGAUGACACUGUAUCCUGCUCUCACUGCAGACUAACUGUGCAUCGACGUUGCUUCGGGGUUGCUGAUACCGACGGCAUCCGGCCCGAUGGCUCCAUCCACUGGGUGUGUGAGCAGUGCCAAAACGAUCGUCAUCCCGAGGUGUCAACGGAGUACGCUUGCUGUUUGUGCUUGACAGAGGAAACGUUGGUCGAUCUGGUCGAGCCGCCGAAGGUCUCGCACAAGAAGAAGACCGACCGCGAGCGCGAAAAGGAGCGGAUGGAAAAGGAGCUCGCAGACAAUAUGCGGAUGGAGUAUCGCAACAAACAACUUACCCUCAACCGACCGCUUAUACCAAGAGAACCUCUCAAGCGGACUUCCGGCAACAAUUGGGUUCAUGUACAUUGUUCGGUCUGGACACCCGAGAUGCGCUACAGCAACGCUCAGAAGCUUGAGAUAGCCGAGGGUUUCCAGCAGAUACCGGCUGCACGCUAUGAAGCUGUCUGCAAAUUCUGCAAGAACAAGGGUCAUGACGGGAAGGUCAGAGAAGAUGCUGGCGCUUGUGUGUCGUGUUUCCAAUGCAAUGCGAGCUUCCACGCUUCAUGCGCCUACGAAUUUGGCUGCCAGUUCGGCUUUGAUGUCACGCCUGUCAAGGGUUCACGCAAGGAUCAGAUUACAACCGCACGGCUUGGUGAAGAAGCUGGAUCCUUGACGGCAGCGAUCUGGUGCAAAGAUCAUGCUGUCAAGUCCAUAAUUCACACGAUCGACGAGGUUGUUGAUGAUAGCGGUCGGACCGCACUUCAGGUGUUCGUUGAGAACUACAAGCAAGCAGACUUGACACUUACUGGCACCGUGCGGAAGGCGAAUAUGGUGCAACUGACGAAAGAUAAAGGCCAGCAAUCGCUCCAGAUGACUGCUGCUAACAUUCGACGCGAGUCUGGGGCUCACAGUAUUGCUGCCGCUGUACGUCGCGGUGCCCGCAACUCUUCCGUCGCAGAAGCCAAGGCAGCAGCAGCAGCAGAAGACAAUGCCACUCAGAUCUCAGAUGGGCCAGCAAGCGAGCCCGAGAGGCGAUGUGCAAAGUGCAAGAUCGACGUCACACCACGAUGGCACGCACUCGUCAAGUCAGCACCACCGACCCCACCCAAGUCGCCCGUGCCGAGAAGGCUGUCCAUGACAUUAGGCGAGUAUGCUGAUAUGCAGCGCGAGAAGAGUUCGAAAGAACGAGACUCGGAACCCCGGCACAGCUUAGGACCAGUCGUUACAGGACCUGCGGACAUUACUGGAGCACCUGCCAGUGUCGUCCCACAACCAGAAGGCCGACCUCAGCAGAAUAUCAGAUUCAUGGCUCCUGGCGCGAAUGGUCGAGCUUGGGAUGGUAUGCCCAGCCGGUAUGGCUCACAGUCGCAUGCUCAGGAUGAAGUGCGAACAAGUGAGCAGCAACAUAUGCCUAUGAACGGGGUUGUCCCGUCUCGCGAGUCGGUGCCUGCGCUGCCUAAUGGUGACUCUGCGACAUCCCACGAGCAGAAUAGACCAGACGAAGGUCAUCACAACCACAGUCUGCCACUCUAUCACAACGCAGCUGCAGAACACACCCCACCAGCAGGUCAACCUGACUCCAAGCCUGUCGACAGUGGCCCAAAGUUUUUGUGUCACAAAUGCUUCGUCAAGAAGAAGAUCGACCCAACUCCUUCGCCUGUGCCGCAGCCAGUAGCACCGGCCGUAUUGUCACCUCCACGACAAUUCCCUCUGCAAUUGGACUGGAGCAGACCACCUGGACCGCCCACUCAGCCGACGCACGAUGGACCAGUAAGAUUGCCAUGGGAUGAGCCACAGGGGACGGGUCAGCCGCCGCCGCCGCCGCAGCACCCCAAUGGUAACGGUAACGGCAGUGGGCCGCCACCUAACAUGUACGGCCCACCACCACCUCCAAUGCAUGGCUCUGGCUAUCCUCCUUAUGGUCAACCACCUAAUGGCUACCAUCAGCCGCCUCUACCACAGGCACACCACGGCCCGCCGCCCCCACCACAUAUGCACCAGCGCCAACCAAGCUAUGGGUACGGUCCUCCACCGCAUUCUCAGCAUGGAUAUCCGGCCCCACCUCGUCCGGCUCAGAUGCCGAACUACCCGCCAACGAACGGAGCCAUACCGAAUGGUGUGAAUCAUCCAGGUCAUGGUGUACCACCACCCCUUCCAUCACCCACGCAUCCUUACCAUGGGCCACCGCAGCAGUACCAAUACCCGCAGCGGAGGACAGAGUCGCCUUUUAGUGCACAGCUACCGCCACUUGGCCAACCCCUGCACGCUAGCCCGCCGAACGCCUUCGCACGACCAGAUGCGCCGAGCGGACCGCCAGGACAAGGCCAGCACGUGCACUACCCUUCGCAGCAAGGAGUGUAUGGUCAAGCACCGCCUGCCCACCAGCCCCCUCCGAUGCAACAAGGCCUCCCGCCUCAGCAAACUCCUACCUCUCAACCUCCAAUGUCUCAGCCAACAGCUCAGCAGGCGGGUAAUCAGACGCAGCCUGCAGGGCUAAUUGGUCCACCAAGCCAGCACUUCCAGCAGCCAUCACAAGCACAGGUUCUCCCGCCUCCAACAGCGCCAGAGACGCCACAGCCUGGGCAAGGAGUGCAGCCGUUGCAAGGAGGGCCAUUGACUCCGCAAGUUGGCGAACAACCGCCUGGUAUCAAUGGUGCCAGCGCUAGUCCGAACCUGCGACAUCUCCUGCACUGA